Molecule: messenger RNA, 1044 nt
Organism: Ogataea parapolymorpha DL-1
Lineage: Eukaryota; Fungi; Ascomycota; Pichiomycetes; Pichiales; Pichiaceae
Product: D-aninoacid oxidase, FAD dependent oxidoreductase
Exons: 1
Coding region: 1-1044 (347 amino acids)
Molecular function (GO): FAD binding; D-amino-acid oxidase activity
Source: RefSeq, a predicted model, not a curated record
AUGACUAAAUCUAUAGUGGUUGUUGGUGCCGGUGUCGUUGGCCUGACCUGUGCCUACCAGUUGGCUGAAGAAGGAUACGAUGUCACAAUUGUUGCCAAACACCUGCCUUCGACCUCGAUAGCAGACUCGCAGUACACUUCUCCAUGGGCAGGUGCUCACUUCAGACCAUUUCCUGCUAAGACACCAGAAGAAUACAGAGACUCCAAACUUACCAGGUCCACUUUCCAGGUUUUCAAGAAACUUGCUACCACCUUCCCCGAAAGCUCUAUCCGAUUCAUGCCAGGAACGGAUUUUAUAGAACGCGACGAUCCGCUAUACGAAAAUGUCAGUGCAGGAUAUGCAGAAGGCAUUGAAAAUUUCAAGGUUCUUCCAAAGUCGGCCCUCCCUAAUGGAAUCAAGUUUGGUGCCACAUACAAUGCGUGGUGCAUGAAUUCUCCUAUGUACAUCCAAUUUUUAGAGCGUAGGCUCGAGAUGUACUAUAAGGUGAAAAUCGUGCAAGAAAGCCUUGGUUCUUUGCAACAGGUUGCGGAGUUGUUUCCAGGUGCCACCAUUGUGAACUGUUCAGGACGAGGUUUAACAUAUUAUGGGGGUUAUGAUCCAGCCACGUACCCGAUCAGGGGCCAAACGCUAUUGGUGAAAAGCCCAAAGGACUGUCCUUACAAUAGUGAGACUGUGACCUAUCAACUGGAAGACGGUUCUUUCUGCUUUGUCAUUCCUCGUCCAUUGGACGGGGGUGUGAUCGUGGGAGGUACAAAACAGGUCGGAGACCUGUAUCCACAGGUCAGAGAUGCGGACACCCAAAAGCUGAUCGAGAACGGUAAAAAAUGGUUUCCGGAGCUUUUGAUCGACGGAGAAUUCCAAAUCAAACGUAUCAAUGUUGGAUUCAGGCCUGCACGGCACGGAGGUGUGAGAAUCGAAAGAGAAGUGGUCGACGGUACCGAAGUCGUCCACUGUUAUGGCUUUGGCGGCUCUGGCUAUGAGAUGAGCUGGGGUGCAGGCCAGAAAGUUGUAGAGCUGGUCAAGUCAGCCAAAAGUAAGCUUUAA